This is a messenger RNA of Eupeodes corollae, 2691 nucleotides long. RefSeq lists its product as uncharacterized. The record is from RefSeq and is a predicted model, not a curated record. The transcript is spliced from 5 exons. Gene Ontology annotation, cellular component: extracellular region. Gene Ontology annotation, biological process: mesoderm morphogenesis. Lineage: Eukaryota; Metazoa; Arthropoda; Insecta; Diptera; Syrphidae. Gene Ontology annotation, molecular function: growth factor activity; heparin binding. Bases 613 to 1176 code for a protein of 187 amino acids.
CACCGUUUUUCAUCCCUCGUAGUCGGUUGUGCGACUGCAAAUUUAGUAAGUCAUCAGCGUACCUCGAGUUCAGUUCUGAAAAGAAUUUUCUGUGCAAAAAUUUUGAUCUUAUUCCUUUUUGGUGUGUAUAAAAGUCCUCUUGAGAGGGUAAAAUUUUUCUGGCUGGGUGAAAUUUUUGCUACGCGAUUUCAAAGACGAGGUGUGGACCGUGAAUAAAAUUUGAAGAAAAAGAAAACGGAUCACAAAUAAUUAAGUGCAUCUAAUAAAAUUUGUGGAUAAAGUUGUUUCUUGAGAAAAUAAAAGUGCCAAACAAGUGAAACAGAAUUUAAGAAGAAUUAAAAAAGAAAGAAGAAAAUAAGUUUACCAAAAAAAGAAAAAAGGUAAAAAGUAUCUGACAGAUACCAAAGCAUCUUUUAGUGUGUGAUAUAAGUGAUUUUCAGUAUAGUGAGCAAGAAAGAGAAAAAAGAUAUUUUUCCUGCAUCAAAUCACAUCGAUAACACAAGCUGAUACUUUCAAUCCGCAGCUGUUAGGAGGACAUUUCUAAGUGACUGACAUCUCUUCUCGUCUGCAAAGAAAAAUUCGGUUAAUAGACGCACGCACAAUAACACAAAAAUGAAUUUCCUUAUUGUAUCAGCGGUACUGGUUAUCGCUUCAUUAUCACUACUGCCAACAAAAGCUCUGGGCACAACAGAGGUACAAGAGACACCAUUGGCACUGCCAGUUGUAGAACAAACACCACCAACAACAGUUGAACAAGGAGAAAUUUGGGAAGAGGACGAUCAUGAAAUCUUGAUUCGUAAUGAACGCGGUACAAAGACUGAUGGCAGUCAGAGUGGUCUGUCUUGUCGAUAUGGAAAGAAUCCAUGGUCAGAAUGUGAUGCUAAGACUAAUACCAGAUCAAGAACGUUGGCACUUAAGAAGGGCGAUCCAGGAUGUGAUCCCACAAGGACAAUUCAAAAGAAGUGCAAAAAAGCUUGCCGUUAUGAAAAAGGCUCCUGGUCCGAAUGCGCAACUGGCCAAAUGACACGAGCUGAUAAAUUAAAAUCAACAAGUGACCCAUCAUGCGAAGCAACACGUAUCAUCAAGAAGAACUGCAAGCCAGGCAAAUCCAAGGAUAAGAGCAACAAGGAACAACGCAAGAACAAAGACAAAGUUGCCCGCAAAGGUCGUGCUUAAGCUGUUAUUAUACCAACUAUAAUUGUUUCCCAAACUCAAAUGGUAUUAAACAAUUCUAAUAAUUAAGAUAAUACAAAAAAAUAAAAAUAUAAAAAAAUAAAACCAUCUUAAACAAAAAAAAAACAUUCUCAUACUCCAGUAAAGAAACAAUAACAAACACUUAUACAUACUCACAUACAAACACACACACACCAACCAAACCAUACCAACAUAAAACAAAACAAACUUUUACUAAAAUAAACUGUUCAAAAUCAUACUUAAAAUUUAAUAAAAUUACAUAAAACACAACAUGAACAGAGUUAAAAUUAAACCAAAAUAUAAAAUAAAAUUAAAACUAAAAAUAAAAAUAAACGUUCAUUACAUAUUAAGUUAUCAAAAAUGAAAUAGAACUUAAAACAAUUAAUAUUCAAUGGCAGCGAAUAUUACAAAAUAUUAUAAACACAAAAAAAUAUAUAAUUUAAAAACAUGAGUAUUUUAAAAAUUAAUUCUGAAAUAAUACAAACAAAAAUAAUCCCUCGAAACAGAAUUCAAAUAAAAUUCCAAAAAACAUAACAACAACAAAAACAUCAUACACUGAACGGAUAGGCAACUAAUAUUGUAUUUAAAUUAACAAACAAAAAAAACACAAAUAAUUAACAAAAAAUAAAACAUUUAACUUUAAAUAAAAAAAUAAAUAAAUAAAAUAAAACAACAGUAUUUGCAUUUUAAAUAUAAUUAAUAACAAAAACCAAAAAAGAAACUUAAUAAUAUUUUUCUUUAUGUUAUCUUUUUUGAAACAAAAUAGCAACUUUUACAUAGAUUGAAUAUUCUUCUCAAAAUACGAAAAACCAAAAUAAAAAUUACAAAAAAAUCUAUAUAUAUGAAUUAAUAUAAAACAAAACAAAAAAAUUAUUAGACUAUAUACACACAUACUACAUUGUACUUCUUUUGGUAAAACAAACAAAACAAAAACAAACAACAUCAACAACAAAAAGUAAAUAAAGAAAAACAAUUAUUGUAAAUAUUGUAUAAAAUAUAUACACAAAGAAAAAGAAAAUAAUUAAAAAAAAAUAAACAUCAGUUUGUGGCGUUAAAUUACAAAACAAAACAAAAAUCAAAACAAACAACAAAACAUAAACUUAAACAUUUUUUCAUUUCCAAAAAACCAUAAACUCUUUCAUUUAUUCUAAGUUUUUAUACUUCACAAGUUAUUUUAGGUUUUUUUAUUUUUUGAAAAACAAAUAAAAAUGAAAGGAAUGAAAAAAAAGAAAGUAAAAAAGAAAAAAACAUUUUAUUAAGUUUAACAUUUUAUAAUAAAACAAGAAAAAAAUAAAAUAAUAAAUUAAAUCGUUAAGAAAGAAGAAAAUGAAAAUGAAAAAAAAGCAACCGAAAAACAUAAUUUUCAAAAUGUGAAUUCCAAAACGGAACAAGAAGAAAUAAGCAUAAACCAUGGAUUUAUUGUAUGAAGAUGAUAAUGAAAUCUUUUUGUGAAAAUAAAAUGAAAUAUUAAAUAAAACUUUACGAUAAAAAUUUAAA